CCGCACCAGAGAGCCGGCUCAAACAGCGGAGACAGCACACAAGGAGCGACUGAGGUGAUAAGAAAAUGGCCAGAGAGCGACUCUACUCUGCAGUCCGGAUCACAGCCAGCACCUUGUUUGCCCUGUCCAUUCUGGGCACCAUCACCUGUACCUAUGUGAAAGGUUAUCAGUUUGGCUACACAGAGCAUUACCACCUGUCCUUUGGACUGUAUGGAGCCUUUCUCACUCUCCAUCUCUUCAUCCAAAGUUUCUUCGCCUUCCUGGAGCACCGGAGAGUCAGGAAGGAGAACCGACCCAUCAAAUUCACCAAGUCAGUGGCUCUCUGCAUAGCAGCGUACCAGGAGGACCCUGACUACCUGAGGAAGUGCCUAGUGUCUGUGAAGCGCAUUGCUUACCCAAACCUGAAGGUGGUGAUGGUCAUUGAUGGAAAUCAGGAGGAGGACAUUUACAUGCUGGAGAUAUUCAAUGAGCUGAUGGGUGCCGAGAAUACCGCCUCCUACAUCUGGCAGAGUAACUACCACCAGGAGGGGCCUGGAGAGACCACAUUCACCCACAACGAGGGCAAGAGCAGGGUGCAGCAAAUUGUCAGCCAGUCCACAUUCUCCUGCAUUAUGCAGAUGUGGGGAGGGAAGCGGGAGGUGAUGUACACAGCCUUUGCUGCCCUGGGAGAUUCUGUGGAUUACAUACAGGUAUGUGACUCAGACACUGUGUUAGAUCCAGCCUGCACUGCAGAGAUGGUGAGAGUCCUGGAUGGAGACCCCAGUGUAGGGGGAGUGGGUGGCGACGUGCAGAUCCUGAACCAGUACGACUCCUGGAUCUCCUUCCUCAGCAGUGUGCGCUACUGGAUGGCCUUCAAUGUGGAGCGUGCCUGUCAGUCAUACUUUGGGUGUGUUCAGUGUAUCAGUGGCCCACUGGGCAUGUACCGUAAUUCACUGCUGCGCAUCUUCCUGCACGACUGGUACAGUCAGCACUUCCUGGGCUCCAAGUGCAGCUUCGGAGACGACCGCCACCUCACCAACCGUGUGCUUAAUCUGGGCUUUAAGACCAAGUUCACAGCCCGUUCCCGGUGCUUGACUGAGACGCCGAGCCGCUACCUUCGCUGGCUCAACCAGCAGACACGUUGGAGCAAGUCCUAUUUCCGUGAGUGGCUGUAUGGUGCACUCUGCUUCCACAAGCACCAUCCCUGGAUGACCUACGAGGCUGUGGUUAGUGGCUUCUUCCCCUUCUUUCUGAUCAGCACCGUCAUGCAGCUGUUCUAUCGUGGACGGCUCUGGAACAUCCUGCUCUUCCUGUUGGCUGUGCAAGGGGUGGGGGUACUGAAGGCGGCUCUGGCCUGCCUGCUGCGCGGCUCAGCACACAUGCUCUUUCUGUCCCUCUACUCGUUGCUCUACAUGUCCAGCCUGUUGCCAGCCAAACUCUUUGCCCUGCUAACCAUCAACCGACCUGGCUGGGGAACAUCGGGCCGCCGCAAGCUGGUGGUGAACCUGGUGGGAUUGCUGCCUGUCUCUGUUUGGUUUGGCGUACUGGCCGGGGGCCUGGCCUACACCAUCUACCAGGAGAGCCAGCGUCCACUGCCCGAUACUGAAAGGCCCUUUCUCAUCGCCGGCUCUGCUAUCUAUGCUUGCUACUGGCUGCUGCUACUUGUCCUCUACCUGGCCAUCGUGGCUAAGCCGUGCCGCCACAAGCAGCAACGUUGCGACCUGGCCCUGCUGGAGGCCUGAGGCCUGACCUGUGCUGAGUAUCCCAGGGCUGAGGGCUUGGCUUGGCCCAUGUAAUGGCCCCCUGCACCUGGGAAAUAAAUCCUUCAAUGCUGAAGCCAAAGGCACCAAACAAUACUCCCAGUGCAGUCGCACUGAGAGUGGGUGUUUACCCAGCACUAUGUUCUGCUGAGCAGGUUGGAGCAUCAGUUCUAACUGCAUUGAUACAGGAAAUUACUUUCAAUUUGCAGUUGACAUCAACCUGGCUCUGCUGGGGUUCCCACACCUUUCUCACUGCUGGGGAGCUGAGCCAACAACUGCCACCUCUUUUGCAAUAUUGCUGUUCUUAAAAUGUAAAUUAUUUUUGUACAAAUGGACAAAAUUAAGUGUUUAAGCUACAGCUAGACUUACAGGAAGUGAAUGAGUUUUACAAUUUGUACAACUGUGAUGGUGUAAAGUCAUGACGUUAAUCCUGAGUGAACUUGAUGCUUGUCCUGUGGAAGGAGGCUUGUAUCAAAAAUUUCUACUGAUUUACGAUCACUUUGUAU
Messenger RNA from Hypanus sabinus (Atlantic stingray), 2245 nucleotides. It is a transcript of the gene has3, whose product is annotated as hyaluronan synthase 3. Gene Ontology annotation, molecular function: hyaluronan synthase activity. The transcript has 4 exons. Bases 66 to 1721 code for a protein of 551 amino acids. Gene Ontology annotation, biological process: extracellular matrix assembly; hyaluronan biosynthetic process. The record is from RefSeq and is a predicted model, not a curated record. NCBI's taxonomy places the organism in Eukaryota, Metazoa, Chordata, Chondrichthyes, Myliobatiformes, Dasyatidae.